This is a messenger RNA of Adineta steineri, 726 nucleotides long. The record is from the annotation of a GenBank genome assembly. NCBI's taxonomy places the organism in Eukaryota, Metazoa, Rotifera, Eurotatoria, Adinetida, Adinetidae.
AUGGAAUUAAUUCAAUCUUUAUGCAUGUUAGCUAUCUUUUCUGAUGCUUUGGUUUGUAGACAACUUGCAAUGAAAAACAAUACAACAACAACAACAGUACCACCAGCAAAUAAUAUAAAUCCAUUAGCACCUAGUCGGCUUCAAUCAAUCAAAAACUCGUACAGUGAAAUAAAUCUUCUAUCAAAAACAAAUGCAUCAGAUUUUAUUUUUGAUUUUGAUAAAGCAGUAACAGGUGUUUCAAUAGGAACUGGCGGUCGACAAGUUUCAGCAACUGCAGCAAAUUUUCCUGGUUUAAUUAAUCAUGGUAUAGCAAUGACAAUUGGUUAUUUGGGUCCAUGUGGUAUUAAUCUUCCACAUGCACAUCCAAGAGCAACAGAAAUCAAUUUUUCAGUUGAUGGUGAUUUUCAAAUUGGAUUUUUUCAAGAGAAUGGUGCUAGUUUUAUUAUGAAUGAAUUACAUAAAAAUCAAGUAGCUGUUUUUCCUAAAGGUGCUAUUCAUUUUGAACAAAAUCUAAAUUGUACUCCAGCAACAUUUGUUGCUGCAUUUAAUAGUGAAGAUCCAGGUGUAUUGACUAUUUCAAAUAGCUUUUUUGGUUCAUUACCAGCUACAAUUGUUGGUGCAACACUUGGUGGACUAAAUAUUAGCACAAUAGAAGAUAUUCGUAUACAUCUUGCACAAAAUCCAUCAAUUGGAAUUGCUGAAUGUAGAAAACGUUGUGGUUUAUAA